GUAAUUUAAUGGUUAUGCACGUGUGGUACAUGUAUGCACUUGUAUAGUACGUUACUACGUUCUCUACAUGUGGCGUUAAUUUUCUAUCGUUAUAGUUUAUUUUAUAAGUAAACAUUUAAGAUGGCACUGGAAAGUUUCCCUCGGGGAGGAAAGAAACCUGAAAUUAAGAGAUCGGCGAAUCUGCCAUUUGAGGAGAAGCUUAAAUCCAAGAAGCGUAAAACGCAGGCAAAGAAAAAAAAUGAAAACAAUGUAAUUGAGGUGGAAACAAAUCUCAUUGCCACUACUGCAGAUCGAUUAUUGAAAACCAUGCUACGUGAAGGACUAGUACUGCUUGGCCGGGUUUCUAACGUAUCGGAAUAUGACUUGAUAGUGUCUCUACCAGGUGGAUUCCUAGGACGAGUACAAGCCACAGAUCUCAGCCAAUCCUACACAAAUCUGUUGCAAGAUAUAAUUAAUGCAAAAGCCGUCCAGUCGAAUGAAUUCAAGCCUUUACCAGAUUUAUAUAAACCUGGUGAUUACGUAACGUGCUACGUCAAAAGUAUAAAUGUUGAAGAUAAAUGGUUCUGUGGUUUAUCUAUGGAGCCACAAUUGAUAAAUCAGAAUGUUCAUAUCAGUUAUCUUGCGGAAGAUAUAAAGGUGAUUUGUACCGUCAAGAGUAUAGAGGAUCAUGGUUAUAUAGUUGACACAGGUAUAGCUAAUGUCAGAGCAUUUGUUGCUACUGGAGAUAUUGAUAAAGGAAAGCAAUAUUUUCCAGGCUCUCAACUUUUGUGUGCUAUCAAGGAAAUAAAAACAGUAGAUCAAACGUCUGUCGUCACGUUGUCAACUAAAAGAAAGAAGAUGUACAGUACUAACGUACAUGACAUAGCGUCUUUAGAUGUUUUAACACCGGGAAUAAAAUUGUCACUUUGCAUAACUAAAGUGCUUUCGAAUGGCCUGCAAGUUACUUUUGGGAAAAAUAAGGUUGGAUAUGUAAAUCGAAUUUAUUUGAAUAAUCCUUUAUCUACAUAUGUAGAUAAUAUGGAAGUGACUGGCACAUUAUUAUACAUAUUGCCAACUGUGAAAUUAGCGUAUUUUAGCCUAGUAACUGAUGUAUCUGAAAAGGAAAGAUUGCAUGUAGGUAAUAUUAUAGAUAAGGCGAAAGUUUUAUACAGGGAAUCUAGUGGGAUAAUUCUCAAGUUAUCUAAAUCUGGGCUACGUGGAUAUAUCUCUUUGCGAAGAACUAACGUCCCCUUCGCUAAAAUUCCAACCGAGUUCAAAGAAGGUUCCACACACAAGUGUAGAAUACUUGCAUAUGACUGGAUGGAACACUGCUAUGUCUGUACAAUGGAAGAAGAAAUUUUGAAACAGAAAUAUUUUUCAGCUUACGAUCUUAGUAUUGGCGAUAUCCUCACUGUGACUAUCACGCAUAUCGAAACAGCUCGUGGCUAUGUACACGUACAAGCAGGAAAGAUUAGGGGAACUGUUCCAGUGGAGCACAUAUCCGAUCGCGGCUUAAGUGCUUUAUGUAAAUUGAAAAUCGGUGAUACUGUCGAAGCGAGAGUCUUGGAUAAAUAUAACGAUAAGAAUCAAGCAAAAUUCACAUUGAAACAAUCGCUGAUAAAGAGUAAGUUGCCAGUUUUACAUGAUUUUGGCGAAGCCGAAUGCGGAUUAAAAUAUCAUGGUACGAUUAGCUUGAUAAAUAAGAAUGGCUUAUUGGUGAAAUUUUACGGAACGGUAAAAGGAUGGGUCUCGCGCAUGACAUUAGAUAGAAAUACAUAUAACAUGAACUGGAAUUUCUCUGUUGGCCAGACAGUUACAGCGUGCAUUGAAUCAGUAGAAAAAGACAAAUGUAGAAUGGAAUUAAGAAUCGUUCCCGAAGAAGAGAAACAAUCCGUUAGCUUCUCGAUCGGAGAGACGGUCGAGGGAACAGUGACGGAAUCGUCCGUUAAAGGAAUAUACUUAAAGAUACAAAAAGAAGAUAACGAAAAUGUUGUGACAGGCUUCUUACCAGCGGGUCACAUGGCCCCAUGCAUCCAAGUCGGUAGCUUACUGGCAUCGAGACGCGCUCCUGGGGAUGUAAUCUCGGCACUCGUGUUCGCCACAAAACCGACUUUAAUAUUGUCACGCACUUUUGUGACGCAAGAGAAAUACAGGAGCUUCGACUCAUUAAAAGUAGGCAGUUGCAUUCCAUGCACAGUCCGAGACAUAUCGCAAAACGGCGUAAGAGUUAUCUUACCGAUCGAAAAUUACUCAAAAUUUGGUUUUGUAUCGUAUAAAAAUGUAAGUAAUUUCGAGCAGUUGUGCGUGAAUCAGAUAUUAUUUGUUAAGAUCACAGGUAUCAAUAGACAAGAGAAGCAGCUGACUCUAACGAUGUCGUUGAAAGACGUAUGGGAGAGCCCGUCUGAAUACGAAGUCAAGAUGAUGGCGGCGGUGGAUGUCUUGAGUUUAUACCUUAGCAAAUUUUCGGAGCUAGCCAAGAACACAUUUUACGAGAACAAGCCGAUCUCGUCGGCAAUUUUAGGUCAAAAAGUUACUGGUACUGUUAAGAAGAUAACUGAGGACGGUCUAGUGCUUCAAUUAAGCAAUCAAUUGAUGGGUACGGUACGCAAGGACCAUUAUUCCGGCAAUCCUCAAGUGGGGGACCAAGUGUUUGGUACAAUCCUGUGGAAGAAUUACAUCCACGAACUCGUCGACGUAUCGUUGCUACCGAGAAUAAUAAACGGCAUUAGCUCGAAGCAGAAAACGUUACCAGACCUACCAACUGGAAUUACGUUAAAAGCAGAGAUUCUGAUGAUUACUAAAUGGUUCAUACUUGUUCUCGUGAAACGUAACGGCGCGGGAUAUCUGGCGGCAUUACCCGCUCACCGACAUGCGAAUGAUAAUUCUCCCGAUCUGACGCCUUACAAAAUUCACGCAAAAAUUCGAUUAUACGUUAUAAUGAAGGGAACUGAAUCUUGUAUUGUCCCGAUUUGUAUGCUAAAGUCUGCAUUCGAAAUUCCGAAGGACACGAUCGUGACAGAGCUAUCUUCUACCAAGAAGGAACAAUUGAAGAGAAAGAAAAUAUCUGAGCCACACAAUGCAGAUGUUGCAAAUCCACCGAAAAAAGCGAAGGAAGUUCCGAAGAAAGUGUCGAAGAAAGAAGAUGAGAAGAAAAAUAAAAUUCAAGUUACAGAGGAAGAGAGUAGAAUAAAAGAUAUAGAUGAAAAUUCCGAAUCAGAUUCUGUUGACGAGAGUGAAACAGAGGGAGCGAGUAAGUCGGCGGUGGAAAAAUUGCACAUUCCGGAAUGCGGAUUUUCUUGGGAUGGCAAAGCAAAAUUGGCUGUUUCCGCUAAUGCUGAAACGUCCAGCGACGACGAGGAAGAAGAGAAACCUGAAGAGGAACCUAAGCGGAAGAAAAAAAAAUUGAGUGCGGCUGAGCGGCGGGAACAGGAACGACAGAAAGAACGCGAGAUUCGUCAGCGAGAGGAAGCUCUGGCGAGCAGUCAGGCACCCAAUUCAAUCGAUCAGUUCGACAGAUUAAUUUUGUCGAGUCCCGAUAGCUCGUUAGUGUGGCUGCAAUACAUGGCUUAUCAUUUGCAAGCCACGGAGAUCGACAAGGCGAGAACGGUCGCAAGACGGGCAAUCAAAACGAUUAAUUUCAGAGAGGAAAACGAACGUUUAAACGUGUGGAACGCGUGGCUCAAUUUGGAAUCCAGAUACGGCACCGCCGAAUCCCUGAACGACGUAUUCCAAGAAGCUGUGAAGACGAACGACGCAUAUAAAGUAUAUACGCACAUGCUAACUGUACACGCGGAUUCCGAUAGAAAGGCCGAACUUGAGAAAUUGAUAAGUACUGUGAUCGGCAAAUUCAAACAAGAUUCCCAGACAUGGAUAGACUGCGGUGCCGCGUUAUUGAAAGUUGGCAUGAAAGAAAAGUCACGGCAAAUCAUGCAACGGGCAUUGCAAUCCUUGCCCGUAUCUCAACAUGUGAACCUGCUGGUAAGAUUUGCGAAUUUAGAAAACAAAUUGGGAGACAAGGAACGAGCGCAAACGUUAUUCGAAAAUAUUUUGAGUUCUUAUCCAAAACGCGUCGACGUAUGGUCGUGUUAUGUGGAUUGCUUAAUAAAGUCCAAAGACAUCGAAUUAGCCAGAAAAGUAUUGGAACGAGCAUGCGUCCAAACGCUUCCACCGAGGAAAAUGAAAACUCUCUACACGAAAUUUAUAAAUUUUGAAGAGAAAAACGGUACACCCGAGGCUGUAGAUCGUAUACGACAGAUGGCUGCAGAUUACGUGGAGAAACAUACAUAAACAAUGUUUCUAUUUUAUAAAUAAAUGUUACAAGCGAGUAGAAUAUUUUUCUAUGUUACGUA
This is a messenger RNA of Wasmannia auropunctata (little fire ant), 4328 nucleotides long. RefSeq names its product protein RRP5 homolog (gene Rrp5). The record is from RefSeq and is a predicted model, not a curated record. Gene Ontology annotation, cellular component: nucleolus; small-subunit processome; nucleus. Gene Ontology annotation, biological process: rRNA processing. NCBI's taxonomy places the organism in Eukaryota, Metazoa, Arthropoda, Insecta, Hymenoptera, Formicidae. Gene Ontology annotation, molecular function: protein binding; RNA binding. The transcript is spliced from 6 exons. The coding region runs from base 121 to 4266 and encodes 1381 amino acids.